CAUAAUCACAAAACUCCCUAGGCCGUGGUGCGGCCAUAUGUGUCACAUUUUAUAAAAUAUCGUUGAAUUUUGCAUAAAAACGGUGAAAAUGGCCCAGUUUGAUUUAACUUCGCGAAUGGGACAAUAUUUGGAUCGCCACUUAGUGUUUCCUUUGUUGGAAUUCUUGUCGGCUAAAGAGAUUUACGAUGAAACGGAGUUGCUUAAAGCCAAGUUAGAUAUUUUAAGCAAGACUAAUAUGAUCGAUUACGCCAUUGACAUCAGGAAGCAACUGUAUCCAAAUGAAGAGGUCCCUGAAGAUUUAAAACAAAGGCGUCAGCACGUUGUAGCUCAGUUACAAGAACUCCAACAAGAAGUGCAACCAAUUUUGAAGAUUAUGGCUGACGAUGAAGUCAUGAAGAAUAUGGAAAAUAUGAGGGAUUCAAAAACUUUAAUUAACUUCCUUUCAAAGGACUAUAAAUUUGAAAUUGAAAUGAUUGAAUCUCUACAUAAACUCGCAAAAUACAGAUAUGAGUGUGGCAACUAUUCGGUUUCCACAUCCUAUCUCUAUUUCUGCAUGCUUGUCUUACCCCCAAAUGACAAAAAUUACUUGAGCGUUUUGUGGGGCAAAUUUGCUUCUGAAAUUCUGGUUCAAAAUUGGGACUCCGCCCUUGAGGAUUUGAAUAAACUCCGCGAGUACAUUGAUUCCAGCCCGAACCAGUUUGGAGGGAACAGCCUUCAGUUGCUCCAACAAAGAACUUGGUUGAUUCAUUGGUCAUUGUUUGUGUUCUUCAACCACGCAUUGGGCCGCGAAUUGAUAAUCGAGAUGUUUCUCUAUCGCCCUCAUUACCUCAACGCCAUCCAAACAAUGUGCCCCCAUAUUUUACGUUAUUUGGCCACUGCGGUUAUUAUCAACCGAGUACGUAGAUCAGCCUUAAAAGACCUUGUUAAGGUCAUCCAACAGGAGAGUUACACCUACCGCGAUCCCAUUACCGAAUUUUUGGAACAUUUGUAUGUUAAUUUUGAUUUUGACGGCGCUAGGCAGAAAUUGCACGAAUGCCAGUCUGUUUUAUUCAACGAUUUCUUUUUGAUUUCUUGUUUGGAUGAGUUCGUUGAAAAUGCGCGACUCAUGAUUUUUGAGACAUUCUGUAGAAUUCACCAGUGUAUCAGUAUUGGGAUGUUGGCCGAAAAAUUGAAUAUGAAUCCAGAGGAAGCUGAAUGUUGGAUCGUUAAUUUGAUCAGAAAUGCGCGAUUAGAUGCCAAAAUUGAUUCAAAGUUGGGGCAUGUGGUCAUGGGGGCGCAGCCUCUGUCACCUUAUCAACAGCUCAUUGAGAAGAUUGAUACGCUAUCGGUCAGGUCGGAAACCCUUUGUGGACUUAUUGACCGGAAGUUAAAAGCAAGGACUGAUAUAAGGUGGGGUAAUCAAGACUUCUAAACGCGACAUUGUCUGUUAUAAAACCUAUCGAUAUAAUAAAUAAACUUUUAUAUCAGUCUCGAGA
Tribolium madens (black flour beetle) is the source of this 1475-nucleotide messenger RNA. It is a transcript of the gene eIF3e, whose product is annotated as eukaryotic translation initiation factor 3 subunit E. The record is from RefSeq and is a predicted model, not a curated record. The transcript is spliced from 4 exons. Bases 89 to 1411 code for a protein of 440 amino acids. Gene Ontology annotation, molecular function: translation initiation factor activity. Gene Ontology annotation, cellular component: eukaryotic translation initiation factor 3 complex; nucleus; cytoplasm. Gene Ontology annotation, biological process: translational initiation. Lineage: Eukaryota; Metazoa; Arthropoda; Insecta; Coleoptera; Tenebrionidae.